Messenger RNA from Colletes gigas, 1836 nucleotides. RefSeq lists its product as uncharacterized. Bases 103 to 1155 code for a protein of 350 amino acids. The record is from RefSeq and is a predicted model, not a curated record. Lineage: Eukaryota; Metazoa; Arthropoda; Insecta; Hymenoptera; Colletidae. The transcript is spliced from 3 exons.
AAGUCAUCUAUCGGCUGUUCGGUGACAACAACUUCAAGCAGGCACCGCCUCUCGAAGCCAGCGAAAGAGAGUUCAAAAUAAAGAACGUUCCUUCGCAGGUAAAUGUAUUUUUUGAUUACCGUUAGUCAAGGAAAAUGGCGUCGAUUACAUUGGCCUUUCUUCAAUUCUCUUUUUAAUUAUCUGAGAAGUAUCGACGCUACGCUCUUCUACGACACACAGCAAUUAAGUUCCCAAUUUCACAAAUUGUAUCUUUCAUCUCAGGAGUGUAUCGUAGUCUGCGUGGUCUCGUUGGAGGAAACCAACAUUACCCCGGCGAACGUGCCCUACAACCAAUGCAGGGAGAUAAGAACGGAAAAUUCGCCAACGUCCAACAUGGACAAAAUCACUAUCGCUGCUAGUGCGGCCAUAUGCGCCACGAUAGUGGUUGCCGUAAUAAUAUUCAUCGUCGCGAACCGUCGAAGGGCCAGGAAACUCCACACGCUUCACAGCAUCGAUCAAACAAAAAUGGGCGGUCCAAUCGCUGGAUUGCCGGUUAACUGUUGCUCUAAUGUUGGUCCAACACCCAGCCCUGGUGGGCCGUUGUCUUCAAUGGCAACACUCAGUGCUUACAAUGCUCAAAAGGAAUGGGACCAAGUGUCUGCAUACAGCAACAGAAGCAUACCAAGACCAAGGAUAUUUCCUGUGGACCGACAAGGGUCGAUAACAAGAGCUUCCUGCAUUGACGAGGUCAGAUCUCAGACAGGACACUACAGUGGAAAGGUAUCAACCCGGUCCGUAGUCGAUGGUCAGUCGCAACACAGUUUUUCAAACACUUCUACAAGAUACUUUGCAAACAACACUUUGUCAUCCAAUCUGGCCAGCACGAGACCAGAGCUAAGACAGUCUCGACAGUCCCUGGCAGCAGCUUCCGACAGAAUGCCACGAACAAACUUCUCACCGAGUCACAUGCCAUCGCACACUUCCUCCAGAAGGCAGAGACCACGGUCAUGUAACCGCACCUUGGAGCAGAAUCCACCUCGACCGGGUAGCCGAUACAGUAUAGCUGACUCGACGCAUACUCUCAACCAUUACGAAGAAAACAAUUGGACCGAUCAUGACAUGGACAUAUACAUGGCACGUAACCCAACCACGAGGACUGGUCUCAUGCCUCUUUAACUCGACACACGAUAUGUGUACGGUUUUGCUCAAACGUGUUCAGUGACAAUCUUUUUUGGAGCAUUUGGACUGCUCUCACUCGAUUAGGUGUAUCAUACAUGACAUUUUAGGAGAUAUAAAAUUCGUAAAUAGUUUAGUGUUUAUUAGUAUAAUUAUUGCAGCCUAUGUUAUUGCAAGUAUCAACGUUGGGAGCAGCAUUGUGAGCAUCUACAAGACUGAGAGGUACCUCUGCCAUCUCUCAAUUAUAAAUCAUUUCUUUCUCCUGCUCAGAUACUUUCUCAUAGCUAUGCAAAGUGGUCUUUAAUGUAUUCCUUCUGAUUAAUAUCUUUUAGAAUAAAUUAGAAAAUACAGUUUCAUCGCUAUGCAAUAACAGUAUUUGAGUGUUUCUGAAUAAUCCUUAAGUAAAUUGCAUUGUGUAAAUUGCAGAUGCCUAAAAUGCUGCUCUUAAUGUAGCAAUAUGAAUGAGAAUGCUCUAUACGUGUAGCUUUAAGGAAGUUAAUAUAAAGUAUUUUAAAACGCACAUUAAGAAAAUACACUAUGUGUGCUUGAAUCAAACGUUAAGAAUCGCUUAACUCGGGCACACGAUCUCUAGAAAUAAUUUUAGUAAUAAGUCAUAAGUGUGUCAAGAUUAAUGAGUAUGAAUGUGUUUUUAUCCAAAGACUAUAUCAUAAAAAAAAAGAA